Molecule: messenger RNA, 1888 nt
Organism: Verticillium dahliae VdLs.17
Lineage: Eukaryota; Fungi; Ascomycota; Sordariomycetes; Glomerellales; Plectosphaerellaceae
Product: cysteine desulfurase
Exons: 3
Coding region: 1-1527 (508 amino acids)
Biological process (GO): [2Fe-2S] cluster assembly
Cellular component (GO): cytosol; mitochondrion; nucleus
Molecular function (GO): cysteine desulfurase activity; pyridoxal phosphate binding
Source: RefSeq, a predicted model, not a curated record
AUGGCUAGCAUCUCAACAUCAGCGCUGAGGCAGGCAGGCCGCCUCUGCCGUACCACAGCGGCCUCUCCCCUUAGGAGGCUACCUACCGCGCCGAGGGUCAUCGCGGGACCCAUCCAGCAGUUCACGCAGCGACGGAACGUUUCCGAGACGAGGCAGGACCACGCACAGGUCAAUGUCGAUACCGCCAUCAAGCUGGACAAGAAGGACUUCAUCGACCAGUCUCCCGAUGGCUCCAACGUUGUCGUGAGUCCCAUGGCCGAAGUGCUCAAGCAGGUCACGACCAUGGAGGAAGGUCAGAGGCCCAUCUAUCUCGAUAUGCAAGCGACUACGCCUGUUGAUCCGCGAGUGCUUGACGCCAUGCUUCCUUUCUACACCGGCAUUUACGGCAACCCCCAUUCCAAGACGCACGCUUACGGGUGGGAGAGCGAGUCCGCUGUCGAGGAAGCUCGCGAGCAUAUUGCGAAGCUUAUUGGUGCCGACUCCAAGGAAAUCAUCUUCACGAGCGGUGCCACCGAGAGCAACAACAUGAGCAUCAAAGGUGUCGCGCGAUUCUUCGGGAGGUCCGGCAAGAAGAAGCACAUCAUCACCACCCAGACCGAACACAAGUGCGUGCUCGACAGUUGUCGGCAUCUCCAGGAUGAGGGUUUCGAGAUCACCUACCUGCCUGUAAACAACUCGGGCCUGAUCGACUUGGCUCAGCUCGAGGCCGCUAUCAAGCCCGAGACUGCCCUCGUGAGCAUCAUGACCGUGAACAACGAGAUUGGUGUGAUCCAGCCUAUGGAGGAAAUCGGCAAGCUGUGCCGCAAGAACAAGGUCUUCUUCCACACGGAUGCUGCACAGGCCGUUGGCAAGAUGCCUCUUGACGUGAACGCGAUGAACAUCGAUCUCAUGUCGAUCUCGUCCCACAAGAUCUAUGGCCCCAAGGGAAUUGGCGCCUGCUAUGUUAGGCGACGCCCUCGUGUCAGAUUGGAUCCCAUCAUUACCGGAGGUGGUCAAGAACGUGGCCUACGCAGCGGCACGCUCGCGCCUCCGCUGAUCGUCGGAUUUGGUGAGGCGUGUCGCAUCGCUCCCGUGACAAGGACACUUGUUGUGACACAGCACUCCUACGACUCGAAGCGCAUCAAGGCACUGUCCGAUCGGCUUCUUGGCGGUCUCCUCUCUAUGGAGCACACGAACCAGAACGGCGACCCAAACCAUUUCUAUCCCGGCUGUGUCAACGUAUCUUUCGCCUACGUCGAGGGUGAGUCGCUGCUCAUGGCGCUGAAGGAUAUUGCUCUGUCGUCCGGCAGUGCUUGCACCUCGGCUUCUCUGGAGCCCAGCUACGUUUUACGAGCCCUGGGUAACAGCGAUGAGAGCGCGCACAGCAGUAUCCGAUUCGGCAUUGGCCGCUUCACCACUGAAGCGGAGAUUGACUACGUUCUGAAGGCUGUCCAGGAGCGCGUUGAUUUCCUCCGUGAGCUGAGUCCUCUGUGGGAGCUUGUUCAGGACGGUGUCGACCUCAGCACGAUCCAAUGGAGCCAGCACUAAUUUGCAAGACAUGUGAGCGUCUUGACUGUACGAGAGGGAAUGGGUUUUUACUAGCGGGUUCCUCGUUUAGGGACCACCCUUAUGGAUUUUAGUUUCUGUAAUACCACCAGGCGAGGAUGAUUGAGCGCGGCCUGUCACUAGGCCAGUCUUUCUUUCUUUACGGGAAUCUCGGAGUUUGGCUUAGGAGGCGGGGAGAGGAGCGGGCAUAAAGUGCUCUAGUAUCAGAGGCCUCCUGUCUAUAGGGACAAAUAUGGGCUCACGUUGCAGAAGAGGAAGCCAGUUGAUGUAUCACGACUAGUGGGAAGCCUGAUGACGUUGGCUGAAGAAAUCACAUCAAAGAAAGAACACAUCUGACACACAA